Messenger RNA from Penicillium taxi, 264 nucleotides. RefSeq lists its product as uncharacterized. The record is from RefSeq and is a predicted model, not a curated record. Lineage: Eukaryota; Fungi; Ascomycota; Eurotiomycetes; Eurotiales; Aspergillaceae. Bases 1 to 264 code for a protein of 87 amino acids. The transcript is spliced from 2 exons.
AUGUCGACAUGUCAGUCUCGUCUUCUGGAUGCAGGGAUCUCCCCAGAGGAAACUGCUGCUCAGUGCAAAGCCGUAAUCUUCGCGGGCGUUGACUUAACCGCUGUCAUGGUCGAAGCACCUGGAAAGAAAUUGAAUGUCGCAUCAGGCAAGAGAAUCACCCAAAGGGAUUGCCAGACAUGGAUUGUGGAGUCUGCCAACCAACUUUUCAAGGACUAUAUAUUCACUGCAGAGGUUGCCGUUUAUCUUCACAAAAUCAAGCAGUAA